CCUACACACCGAACGCAACAACGAUGCGAAACACGAUUUUUCUCCUCUGUUGCAGUGAAUCUGUUGCACCUGAUUUCAAGUACCUUCACACCGCAAGAUACAACAAACCCGUUUCCAUGUUCGCGCAUGCGCAAAAACAGACAUUUAACAGCGAGAGCUCUUUUUUUUUUCUUCUUCUUCUUCAGAAUCUUGUUUUCCUGUUUUUUUCUCGUGUAUUUUCCAAGUUUUGAUGCUUCGAACGAUCUCUUCUAAUCUGCCAAAAUUAACAUUGUUUUUCAUUUUAAUUUCUAAAUUUCAUUUAAAGAUUCAUUUUAAUUUUACGUACUUAUUAAUUGUUAUUUUUAUUUUAUAUUAGUGUAUUUUAAAAUGGAUAAGAAAAAAAUGAAAAAAUUACUAUUGCGUCGUAGAAUUCAGUUGCUACAAUUAUUGAAAACAAAUCAGCGCUCAUGGGUGAAAGAGUUAAAUCUUAAAAGAAAAGAGCAGGGACAUUUUAAUAAUUUAAUCCAAGAAAUGCGAUUAAAUGACCUGGACAAAACUAUCGAAAACUACCAAAAGUGUAAACAAUCCGAUCAAGAUGGAUUCAAGAUUUUCGCUUCACAGGGGAAUUGUGGGUAGCGAGUUAAAACAAAUCUGAUUGGCUCCCGGGUCUGCAACAGCGACGAAAAUUCAACUCAAUCCAAUUCUUGAAACCAGUGCGACGGCAAUUGCUGGCUGUUGCAACAACGGGAGAAAGGGAGAAGUGCGCAUGCGUCAAACCUCGGCAACAUGCGAUUUGUUGUUGUUGCAGUCGGUAUGAAGAAACCUUUAGAUGAACGCUUGUCUGAUCGCAACAGAACAGUUCCCUUGGAGAUACUGGAAAUUGGAAUGGGAGCUGGGGCGAAUCUCCAGUUUUAUCCAGAAAAUUCUAACCUGACAGCUUUAGAUAUCAAUCCAGAAUUUGUGAAAGUUUUCAACAAAAAUAGAAAGAAUUAUCCUCAGGUGAAUUAUAGAAGGACGGUUUUAAACAUGGCAGAAGACAUGAAAGAUGUGCCCGAUUCGUCGUUUGAUGUGGUCAUCAACACUCAUGUUCUGUGUUCUGUUCAAAGUGUCAAUGAUGUACUGAAAGAAGUGAAAAGAGUACUUAAACCAGGAGGAAAAUAUAUCUUUCUGGAACACGUUGCCUUUCCAAGAAAGGAAUGGGGAUACAUGCUUCAAAUAUUUGUUACGCCGAUAUGGAAUAUCUUCUUUGACAAGUGCUGGCCCAUUCGAAACAAUGAGGAUUCCAUCCGAAAAGCUGGCUUCAGCGAUGUAUAUUGUGAAACUAAAUACCCUCCUAAACUAUUACUUUAUUUUAGACCACAAUUACUUGGUAUAGCUAUUAAAUAAUGUUUGAUACUUUU
Messenger RNA from Parasteatoda tepidariorum (common house spider), 1379 nucleotides. Its product is annotated as thiol S-methyltransferase TMT1B. Gene Ontology annotation, molecular function: S-adenosylmethionine-dependent methyltransferase activity. Lineage: Eukaryota; Metazoa; Arthropoda; Arachnida; Araneae; Theridiidae. The record is from RefSeq and is a predicted model, not a curated record.